GAUCUUUACUCAUCUUUGUUUCAUUAAUGUCCCAGAAAAAGAGAAGAAACAAAUACAAGGCAAGAAACGCGGACCCUCUCUCUCUCUCUCCUUUGCUGUUGGAUCGGAAAUUAUGCCCCUCGUUACACUGCUGAAAACCCUGAAUCCCUCCCGUUUGAAAACCUUCCUCUUGAUCAUCUCCUUUCUCCUGAUCCUCUACCUUCUCUUCCACCGCCACGCUCCUCUCUCGCAUCUCCGAAGCGCGUCCCAGUCUCCACUCACGCGCCGCCACCUUCUCUUCGCUAUCGCCUCCUCUUCUCGUUCCUGGCCUCGCCGCAAGUCCUACGUCCGACUCUGGUACUCCCCCAACUCCACGCGCGCACUCGCUUUCCUGGAUCGCGUCGCCCCCGAUGCGGCCAGUGACGACAGCGUCCCUCCGGUCGUCGUCUCCGGAGACACCUCCAAGUUCCCUUACACGUUCCGGGGGGGCCUCCGAUCGGCGAUACGCGUGGCGCGCUUGGUGAAGGAGGUCGUCGAUCGCGACGAGAAGGACGUUCGGUGGUAUGUGUUCGGAGACGACGACACGGUCUUCGUCGUGGACAAUCUGGUCAAAACCCUGGCGAAGUACGACCACGAGCGGUGGUUUUACGUAGGUAGCAACUCGGAGAGCUACUAUCAGAACGUGAAGAACUCCUUUGAGAUGGCAUUUGGUGGUGGAGGCUUCGCGAUAAGCUAUUCGCUCGCAAGAGUUUUGGCCAGGGUUCUCGAUUCGUGCUUGGUGAGGUACGCGCACUUGUACGGAAGCGAUUCUAGGAUAUUUUCGUGCUUGGCGGAACUCGGCGUCGGUUUAACCCAUGAACGUGGGUUUCAUCAGGUUGAUAUGAGGGGGAAUUUGUUCGGUUUGCUGUCUUCACAUCCAUUAGCACCUUUGGUAUCCCUUCAUCAUUUGGAUGCUGUGGACCCAAUCUUCCCUAACAUGAGCAGGACUCUAGCAAUGGGACAUCUUUUUGAAGCCGUGAAUGUUGAUCCUGGCAGGAUAUUGCAGCAAACGGUCUGCUAUGACCCUUCAAAUUCGUUGACUGUUUCAGUUGCAUGGGGUUAUACUGUCCAGGUGUUCGAGGGUAAUGAAUAUCUCCCAGAUCUCCUUUCACCGCAGAGAACUUUUAUGCCAUGGAAGAGGAGUGCCUCUAUUGAUGCAAGUCGUUACAUGUUUAAGACAAGAGAAUAUUCGAAAGAUCCAUGUAAAAGACCUGUUAUCUUCUUUCUGGAAAGUGUAAUACCCGAUAAAGGUGGUGUCUGGAGCUACUACACUGGGCACAUGGUUGAAGAGUGUGACAAACCUAAUGCAAUAAAGAAUUUGACACGUGUCACAGUGUUUUCUAAGACGCUUGAGCUUGAUAUGGAACAGAUGAAGGCUCCUUGUCGUCAUUGCUGUGACAUUUUGCCCUCUUUUAAUGAAUCUAUGGUCAUUAAACUUAGACAAUGCGGAGUUGAUGAACUAAUUUCCAUGCAUGUCUAGCAUUUUAUGGGAAGAGAACUUUUUGAAGUACAUGCACAGAGGUUAGAAAGUUCUGAAGCAGUUUCGGGUCUCGUUAUUUAACUUUGGGCAUGCGAACUGCGAGGUAAUUUCUCAUUGCUCAAGGCUUUGCUUAGAAAAUUAUCCGGAAGUAAUAUAAUCUUUUUUUUUUUUUUUUUUGGUUGGGGAGGCGCUGGAUAUGGGAGAUUGGUGCCUUCCCGAUGCUGGAUUUCAGAUCUGAUGCCGGGAAGGUGCAGCACCAGGGAAGCCAGUCCAAUGCUGGAAUGCCUGGUGGCCGGAUCCAGCUGAGUAUGGCAAUGCCGGUGUUGAAAAAUCUUUCGAUCACCGGAAACCUGUCUGUCGAUGAUUUUUCCAGACAUAAAGAAAGAACGUCAUAUGCCAAAGAUGAUGGAUGACAAAUAAGUGAAAUGAAAUGUAAUGUGCAAGAUCUGUCAUCGAUUGGUGUAAUAGUGAUUACUCCCAAUCAGACUCCGCCCUACAGAAACAUGUGAUGAUGUAUCCUUUAAAAGUUUUCCUUUGUGAAAGAUUAGUGUCCAUUCAUGCGAGUGUAGUAUGUUAAGCAAGCAUUCGGAAGAAUUUUUCUCAA
Molecule: messenger RNA, 2102 nt
Organism: Juglans regia (Persian walnut)
Lineage: Eukaryota; Viridiplantae; Streptophyta; Magnoliopsida; Fagales; Juglandaceae
Exons: 3
Coding region: 113-1498 (461 amino acids)
Molecular function (GO): acetylglucosaminyltransferase activity
Source: RefSeq, a predicted model, not a curated record